Molecule: messenger RNA, 3786 nt
Organism: Macadamia integrifolia
Lineage: Eukaryota; Viridiplantae; Streptophyta; Magnoliopsida; Proteales; Proteaceae
Product: MDIS1-interacting receptor like kinase 2-like
Exons: 2
Coding region: 68-3679 (1203 amino acids)
Biological process (GO): protein phosphorylation
Molecular function (GO): receptor serine/threonine kinase binding; protein kinase activity; ATP binding
Source: RefSeq, a predicted model, not a curated record
UCUCUCUCUCUCUCUGUGUCAGCAAUGAUCCAUCAUUCCUUCCUUUCUGCUCAUUACAGGUUCUGCCAUGGGAGAAACACUAAAGAUGAUGUUUUUCUUUGUUCUUCUGUCUUGUGUUUUCCUAGAGACCUCUGCACAGAGAGAAGCCCAAGCUUUAUUGAAAUGGAAAAGCAGCUUAAUCUCUAAUUCUCUCACUUCAUGGUCUCUUACUAAUGGCAGCACUAGUCCUUGCAACUGGACUGGAAUUCACUGCAAUAAAGAUGGAAGUGUGGUAGGGAUAAACCUGGUCAGAUCUGGCAUUGAUGGAACUCUUGACAAAUUCGACUUCACUGCCUUCCCCAAUCUCACCUCCCUCAAUCUCAACAAAAACAGCCUUGAUGGGGUAAUCCCAACUGAAAUUGGGGCUCUUACUAAACUCACUUUUCUCAAUCUUAGUAGCAACAAUUUCACUGAUGCAAUCCCUGGGGAGAUCGGAAAUCUAGUGGAACUUCAUGUGCUUUGGCUCGCCGACAACUCACUCACUGGCAUAAUUCCAUAUCAGAUCAGCAAUCUUCAGAAGGUAUGGUUUCUCAAUUUGGAUGGAAACUAUCUAAAGAAUCCAGACCCAGUUCGUUUUAGAGGCAUGCCAACAUUAACACACCUAGACCUUGGUCUCAACUAUCUUGGAUCAGAUAUCCCACCAUUCAUCUAUCAAAGUCCAAAUCUAACUUUUCUGGAAUUGUCAUCAAAUUUUUUCAAUGGUCUGAUACCACUUCAAAUAAUGGCCACAUUCAAGAAACUUCAAUUCCUUGUCCUGACCAAUAAUCAGUUUGAAGGACCAAUUCCAGUAGAUAAACUGAAGAAUUUAACUGAACUUCAAGGCCUUCAGCUGGGAAUGAACAUGCUGAAUGGGACAAUACCUGAUGAAAUUGGCCUCCUGACCAACCUCACAAUCCUAGAAUUGCAUGAUAAUCCUCUUCAUGGGUCAAUACCAUCUUCAAUAGGAAACCUCAAGAUGCUUCAAACACUAAAUCUAGGGAAUGCAAGCCUCAGUUCCAGCAUCCCAGAUGAGCUUGGCUUUUGCACCAAUCUCACUUUUCUUGAACUGUCCAACAACAACCUUUCAGGUUCCUUGCCUCUUUCCAUGGCCUCACUAACCCAGAUUUCUGCACUUGGAAUGUCUAACAAUAACUUAUCUGGAGAACUUCACCCUUAUUUCCUCUCCAAUUGGACUGAACUCAUCUCUUUGCAACUCUAUAACAAUAGUUUCACCGGAUCAAUCCCUCCUGAAAUUGGAGCACUUCAUAAGGUCGGGGUUUUGUUCUUAUAUGAGAAUCAAUUAUCAGGUCAAAUACCAUCUGAGAUUGGAAACUUGUUAAAUUUAACACAGUUUCACCUAGCUGACAACUUGUUCACUGGUCCCAUCCCUUCCAGCAUAGGAAAUCUAUCUAAGGUAUUUAGUCUAAAUUUUGCCAACAACCGGCUCAGUGGGAUUCUGCCUGAUGAAAUUGGUAAUAUGGAAAGCCUACAAACUCUCGAUUUAAGUGGAAACAUGCUGCAGGGAAACUUGCCUUCAUCGAUCACCCGCUUGCAGAAUUUGGGUCUCUUCUUUGUAGCGUUUAACAAUUUCUCUGGUAGUAUACCAGAAGAUUUUGGCCCUGGUUCUCUCAUAAAUGUAACUUUCUCUUACAACAACUUCUCUGGCAAGCUCCCUCCCCAAAUCUGUAGAGGAAGACAGAUGAUUUAUUUAGGAGCAAAUGGAAAUAGAUUUGAUGGGCCAAUCCCAGAAAGCCUUAAAAACUGUACAGGCUUGAUCAGAGUCCGCCUUGAGCAUAACUUUCUUUACGGAGACAUCACAAAUGCAUUUGGGGUAUACCCUGAUCUUGAGUACAUUGACUUGGGCAGUAACCAAUUUUUUGGUGAACUAUCUUUGAAUUGGGGAAAGUGUGCAAUGCUGUCCUACUUUGGAGCAUCUUCUAAUAUGAUAUCAGGAAAUAUCCCAUCAGACAUUGGAAAGUUGGAUUUUCUGCAAUACCUCAGCCUUUCUUCAAAUCAACUAACAGGGAAGAUUCCAUUAGAGCUCUUCAACUCAUCUUCACUUCUAUACAAGCUUAAUUUGAGCGAUAAUAGGCUCUCAGGGCAGAUACCAACAGAGAUUGGAAGGCUAUCAAAUCUGCAAAGUCUAGACCUAUCGGCAAACAAUCUCACAGGGGCAAUACCACAAGAACUUGGGGACUGUCAAGUACUAAUACUCUUGAAUCUCAGUGAUAAUGAAUUAAAUGGGACAAUCCCUUUCCACCUCGGGAACUUGGCGGCCUUGCAGUCUCUUCUAGAUCUCAGUCUCAAUUCUCUCAGUGGAGAGAUACCAUCACAGUUUGGGAACUUGAAAUCACUAGAAAAUCUGAAUCUUUCUCACAACAGACUCUCUGGUUCGAUACCCACUGCCCUGCAAGGUUUGAUUAGUCUUCAAUCUGUCGAUAUAUCAUAUAACAAUCUUGAGGGUCCGCUUCCAGGUAUUGUGGCUUUCCAGAAUGCUUCGGCCAAUGAAGUAGCAGGUAACACAGGUCUUUGUGGUGAAAGUGCGCAAGGUUUGGAACCCUGCAGUGGAAGCUCUUCAUCUAGAAAUCGCAUCAUUGCUAUUGUCGUUCCUGUGGCUACCCUUUUGCUUGUAUCGAUUGUGUUGGGAGUCUUCUUCUAUCGUCGUGGUCACAGAGAAGAUCUAAACACAGAAACCCAUUAUUCACCAAAUGAGGAAUCAUUCUCAAUAUGGAAUUACAAUGUGAAGGUAGAGUUCAAGGAUAUUGUGGCUGCUACAGAUAACUUCAGUGAGACAUUUUUCAUAGGGAAAGGUGGACAAGGGAGUGUAUAUAAAGCAAUUCUUCCAACUGGUGAGAUUUUUGCAGUGAAACGUCUUCAUCAAUGUUCAUCAGAUGAAAAUGGGUUUUCUCAGAAUGAAUGGCAGAAGAAUUUUGAAUCUGAAGUCCAUUCACUGACAGGAAUCAGGCACAGGAAUAUUGUGAAGAUGUUUGGAUGCUGUUCAGUGAAGGGUUUCGUGUAUUUUGUCUCUGAGUAUGUGGAAAGGGGAAAUUUGAGAAAAUUUCUAUAUGAGGAGAAAGAAGCCAUGGCCUUGGACUGGGUGAUGAGAUUGAAGAUCAUCAAAGGCGUAGCUCAUGCCUUAUCUUACUUGCACAAUGACUGUGGGCCGGCUAUUGUGCACAGGGAUAUAUCACCAAAUAAUAUUUUGUUGGAUUCAGAGUUUGAGCCUAAAAUUUCUGAUUUUGGGACUGCAAGGUUCUUGAGAGCUGGAGAAUCUAACUGGACAGCACCAGUUGGUUCUUAUGGCUACAUUGCUCCAGAGCUUGCAACCACAAUGAAGGUAACGGAGAAAUGCGAUGUAUACAGUUUUGGAGUGGUAGCAUUAGAAGUACUAAUGGGAAAGCACCCAAGUGAACUCCUUCCGUCCCUAGAGUCUGAAGUGGAUCAUGAUUGGCAACUUGUUAGUACAAUAUUAGACCGGCGGCUACCACCACCUCCAGCUGGUUUUAUAGCACAAGAACUAGUUUCAACAGUGAUCCUUGCUUUGGCAUCCACACGCAAAGAUCCUAGUUCUCGACCCACCAUGCAUCAGGUCUCUCAGAAGUUGUUAUCCAUUGAGUCUUUCCAUAUGGUUUCAAUACAAGACUUGAUGGAAUUUGCAUGACAUCCCUCCCUCCCUCCCUCCCUCUUUUUCUCUCUUUUAAAAUUGUCUCUCCUUUGCAAGGAUAUAAUCAUUUCACAUAUGUAUAAAAUAAAUGUUUCGUAUUGACA